Molecule: messenger RNA, 515 nt
Organism: Gorilla gorilla gorilla (western lowland gorilla)
Lineage: Eukaryota; Metazoa; Chordata; Mammalia; Primates; Hominidae
Gene: CRIP1
Product: cysteine rich protein 1
Exons: 6
Coding region: 150-383 (77 amino acids)
Biological process (GO): regulation of gene expression; intrinsic apoptotic signaling pathway in response to DNA damage
Molecular function (GO): zinc ion binding
Source: RefSeq, a predicted model, not a curated record
CCUUUUGCCUCGGAACUGAACCCGGGAGACAUCACAGCGCUGGGCUAGGGGCGCGGCUUGAACUCGCCUAAAGAGCUGCGCCCUCUCAUCUCGCGCCUGCAGCCCGUGCCGCCCCAGCCGCUGCCGCCUGCACCGGACCCGGAGCCGCCAUGCCCAAGUGUCCCAAGUGCAACAAGGAGGUGUACUUCGCCGAGAGGGUGACCUCUCUGGGCAAGGACUGGCAUCGGCCCUGCCUGAAGUGCGAGAAAUGUGGGAAGACGCUGACCUCUGGGGGCCACGCUGAGCACGAAGGCAAACCCUACUGCAACCACCCCUGCUACGCAGCCAUGUUUGGGCCUAAAGGCUUUGGGCGGGGUGGAGCCGAGAGCCACACUUUCAAGUAAACCAGGUGGUGGAGACCCCAUCCUUGGCUGCUUGCAGGGCCACUGUCCAGGCAAAUGCCAGGCCUUGCCCCCAGAUGCCCAGGGCUCCCUUGUUGCCCCUAAUGCUCUCAGUAAACCUGAACACUUGGAAAA